Solanum stenotomum is the source of this 3088-nucleotide messenger RNA. Its product is annotated as exocyst complex component EXO70I. The transcript has a single exon. NCBI's taxonomy places the organism in Eukaryota, Viridiplantae, Streptophyta, Magnoliopsida, Solanales, Solanaceae. The record is from RefSeq and is a predicted model, not a curated record. The coding region runs from base 574 to 2598 and encodes 674 amino acids. Gene Ontology annotation, cellular component: exocyst. Gene Ontology annotation, molecular function: phosphatidylinositol-4,5-bisphosphate binding. Gene Ontology annotation, biological process: exocytosis.
AGAGAAAACCAAUGGUGUAGUGUAGUAGUACUGUCCAGCACUUUGUCAUUGCCAGGAGGAUAAACAAUUUCUUGGACUAAGCAAAGAGUGUGUUGUGAGAAAAAGCAGUCACUUUUCAUUUCCCAAUUUAUCUUUUUAGGGUUUACUUUCUCCACCCCUUCUCUUUUCUUCUUCCCAAAACAUUCAUUUAGUAUAUACAAAAAGUCCCAAAUUCAAAUCUUGCUCAUAUUUGCUGGAUCUUGAUUUGCAAUUUAUCUGUGAGUGAGUUCUUCUGACAACUGCAUUUUCUUUCCAUAUAUAUAUCAGUCCUUUUGUUGUUGUUGUUGUAUGUGUUGACUUUCUUGAUUUGGGGUGGGAAUUGUUUGUUGGGGUUGUGUUUUUUUGAUCAUUUGACAUGAUGAAGAGCAAAAGAUUGAAUCUUUUAGAAGUUUGUUUCAGUGUAUUGCAUUUAUAGGGGCUUUAGGGCUUUGGGGGCAGUUUUCUAUAAGGAAAGAUUUAAUCUUUAUGUGUUAAGUUGUUUGAUUAUUCAGAUUCAUUUGUGGGUUCGUUAGUGGGAUUUUGGUGAAUUUAAGGAUGACCCAGAUGGAGAAAGGGAUUGAAAAUUUGAUGUCAGCAAGAAAAUGUUUGAGGGCAAAUUUUGAAAAGUCAAAAGCUUUAGGUUUAUCUAUUGAAAAAGCUGGGCCUAGAUUUGAUGAGAUUAUUCAGAGAUUGCCAGCUUUGGAGGCUGCUAUAAGGCCAAUUAGGGCUCAGAAAGAUGCUCUUGGUGCUGUUGGGGGACAUAUUAAUCGUGCUGUUGUCCCUGCGACGGCGGUUUUAAAAGUGUUUGAUGCAAUUCAUGGACUGGAGAGGUCGUUGUCUGAUCCUCAAUCGGACCUCCCAGGGUACCUUGGUGUGCUUAAGAGGCUUGAAGAGGCAUUGAGAUUUUUAGGGGAGAACUGUGAGAUGGCAAUUCAGUGGUUGGCAGAUAUUGCGGAGUACCUAGAGGAUCAUGCAGUUGCUGAUGACAGGUUUACUUCAAGUAUGAAGGAGGCAUUGACUUCUCUAAGGGAAUUGCACAGUGGGGACGAAAAGGGCCGGCUUGACGGAGGGCUUCUUGAGGUUGCGUUAGACAGAUUGGAAAGUGAAUUUCGACGGCUCUUGGUUGAAAAUACUAUUCCACUGCCAAUGUCUGAUCCAGCCUUGCCAGGUGAACAAGCCUGCAUUGCGCCCUCGCCUUUGCCAGUGAUGGUUAUCCAGAAGCUACAGGCUAUAAUCGGAAGAUUGAUUGCUAAUAACAGGCUUGAUAAGUGCAUAUCUAUUUAUGUUGAGGUGAGGAGUUCUAAUGUCCGGUUAAGUUUGCAGGCUCUUAAUUUGGAUUAUUUAGAAAUUUCAGUCUCCGAGUUCAAUGAUGUGCAGAGCAUAGAGGGUCACAUUGCUCAGUGGGGUAAGCAUUUAGAAUUUGCUGUAAAACAUCUUUUUGAAGCAGAAUAUAAACUUUGUAAUGAUGUGUUUGAGAGAAUCGGGUUGGAUGUGUGGAUGAGCUGUUUCGCUAAGAUAGCUGCCCAAGCAGGCAUUCUUGCAUUCCUUCAAUUUGGAAAAAUGGUUACAGAGAGUAAGAAGGAUCCUAUCAAGCUGUUGAAGUUGUUGGACAUAUUUGCAUCUUUAAACAAGUUAAGAUUGGAUUUCAAUCGGCUCUUUGGUGGAAGUGCGUGUUUGGAAAUACAAAAUUUGACUAGGGAUUUAAUCAAGAGUGUGAUUGAAGGUGCUAGUGAGAUCUUUUGGGAACUUCUGGUUCAAGUUGAGUUGCAAAGGCAAAUGCCACCUCCUCCUGAUGGUAGUGUUCCGAAACUUAUCAUUUUCAUCACCGACUAUUGCAAUAAGCUGCUUGGGGAUGAUUAUAAGUCUAUCCUCACCCAAGUUCUGAUUAUUGAAAGAAGUUGGAAGCAGGAAAAAUUUCAGGAGCGCCUUCUCAUUAAUGAGCUACUGAAUAUAAUGAGAGCUGUUGACGUGAAUUUAGAGACAUGGUCAAAGGCCUAUCAAGAUGUUAUUUUGUCAUAUGUGUUCUUGAUGAAUAAUCAUUGGCAUCUAUAUAAGCAUUUGAAAGGAACUAAGCUUGGAGGUCUGAUGGGAGAUUCUCGGUUAAAGGAGCAUGAACAGUACAAGGAGUACUAUUCUGCCUUUUUCUUGAAAGACAGCUGGGGAAAGCUUCCUGCUUUAUUAAGCAGGGAAGGUCUUAUUUUGUUUUCAGGUGGGCGCGCCACUGCUCGUGAUCUUGUCAAGAAACGAUUAAAAGCUUUUAACGAAGCAUUUGAUGACAUGUAUAAGAAGCAGACUCAUUGGGUAAUGCUGGACAAAGACCUACGGGAUAAGACAUGCCAGUCAAUCAUUCAAGCAAUUGUGCCUGUUUACCGAAGUUACAUGCAGAACUAUGGACCAUUGGUUGAACAAGAAGGAAAUGGCAAAUAUGUGAAAUAUACAGCUCAAUCGUUGGAAAAAGUGUUGAACGGUCUGUUUCAUCCAAAACCUUUGAAACAUGGUAGUUUUAAAGUUCGACAUCCUAGUGGAAAAUUCAGCAAUGUUAUAACAGAUCAGAAUCAGACUUCUCCGACUGUUAAGUAAUCGUUAAGGCAACAGUUAAACUUGACAGGUCUUCUGGUGUUCAUCUGUCACUCUGUGUAUAGUAAGUUUCUGAAGGAUUCAUUCACUACCAUUUAGCCAGGUCGGAUUUACAAGCAUAAAGAAGCACAUCCUCACCACACAAAACAGUUGACACACUGGGAUGCAGCUAUCCUCAACUGGCCCCUUAGUUAGAUCUAUGGAGGACUUUUCGGCUAAACUUAUUCAAUUUGUCUCGCAUACUUACUAGUUCAGCGACAAAGUAUGAAGCAGUACAGUCCCCUGAAUUGCUGUUGCUGCUGUCUUGUACAAUAUAGGUAAUUUUCAUUUCUAGAGGUUUACCAAUUCUUAUAUGUAUCUUUAUGAUCCUUACAUAAUAUGCAACAUGUUAUUUGUUCCUGUUAGAUGGAAAUGUUAGUUGAAGUAGAGCUCUGAGCUCUGAGCGUUAGUCGGAACGAUGUUUAUCAAUAAAGAUAAUAUGCUGUCUUCUUUA